GAUAAAUUCACAUUUGAAGGCAAACACCGCGCCUUUUCUCUUGUUACCGAAAAAAAUCAGUCUUUGUGCUCAAGGCUAAUUCAAUCUCUACUUCUGGAUACCUUUUUGUUCUAUUUGAGACACUAGCAAUAAUUGUGUACUCAUUUAUUAAGUGGUGGAUGGAGAGAUGUCGAAAUUGAAAGGGCUAGCAAAUGUUGAUGAAAGGAAUGACAUGAUUUUCCGGGCAGACAAAAUUGAUUUGAAAAGUUUGGAUGUUCAAUUGGAGAAGCACUUGAGUAGGGUUUGGUCAAGCAAUGUGGAGAAUCAAAACCAAAGGCCCAGGGAAGGGUGGGAGAUUGAUCCUUCAAAGUUGGAAAUAAGGUACCUUGUAGCUCAGGGAACAUAUGGUACUGUUCACCGUGGUACCUAUGACAAUCAAGAUGUUGCAGUGAAGCUGUUGGAUUGGGGAGAGGAUGGCAUGAUGACUGCUGCCGAAACUGCUGCUCUGCGGGCAUCAUUUCAGCAGGAGGUUACUGUUUGGCAAAAACUUGACCAUCCAAAUGUUACAAAAUUUGUCGGUGCUUCUAUGGGAACCUCAAAUCUUAAGAUUCCUUCAAAAAAUCCUUCUGAGGGUUACACCACACUUUCUUGUCGGGCUUGUUGUGUACUUGUCGAAUUCCUCUAUGGAGGAACAUUGAAAAAAUAUUUGUUCAAACACAGGAAAAAGAAACUUCCCUUUAAGAUUCUCAUUCAACUUGCUUUGGAUCUGUCUAGGGGAACUCUAAAAAUUGCUGAUUUUGGGGUUGCUCGUGUUGAGGCACAAAAUCCUCAGGACAUGACUGGUGAAACUGGAACUCUUGGAUAUAUGGCUCCAGAGGUACUUGAUGGAAAGCCCUAUAACAGAAAAUGUGAUGUAUACAGCUUUGGUAUUUGCUUAUGGGAGAUUUAUUGCUGUGAUCUUCCUUAUCCAGAUCUUAGCUUUGCUGAAGUUUCUUCUGCUGUUGUCAGACAGAAUUUGCGACCGGAAAUUCCCCGAUGUUGUCCAAGUUCUCUAUCCAAUGUGAUGAAGAAAUGUUGGGAUGGACAUCCAGAAAAGCGACCUGAAAUGGAUGAGGUAGUAAGAUUAUUAGAAGCAAUUGAUACGAGCAAAGGAGGAGGGAUGAUACCCGAAGAUGUAGCUGGUAGCUGUAUCUGCUUUCGUCCAAUCAGGGGUCCAUGAUUUUCUGUACUUUAUAUUUGUUCCCUUUGUCUAAAUCACUAAUAUUGUACAAUCAAUUAGAAGGCAAGCAAUACUUGUUGAACUUGUGCUUUUGGAUUAUUGACUUGUCCAACAAAUGAGAGUUGCUCUUGGAAGAAAAGGCUGUGAAUUGCUAUAUGCCUAGAUGUAUCUUUUAAUUAGUGUAGAAUAACUUUUGAUAGUUGAUUCAUGAAUAACAGGGUGGCACUACCAGUUUGAUCUAUUGUCGUGAUGGUUCUUGUCUAUUCUA
Messenger RNA from Solanum lycopersicum (tomato), 1466 nucleotides. RefSeq names its product serine/threonine-protein kinase 54. NCBI's taxonomy places the organism in Eukaryota, Viridiplantae, Streptophyta, Magnoliopsida, Solanales, Solanaceae. The record is from RefSeq and is a predicted model, not a curated record. Gene Ontology annotation, biological process: protein phosphorylation. Gene Ontology annotation, cellular component: plasma membrane. Gene Ontology annotation, molecular function: protein serine/threonine kinase activity; ATP binding.